GUGAAAGAAGCAAAACGAUGGAAAACACGAUCAAAAAAUGUCUGGCCAGGAUACGAUGUUAAACAUGCUAUUGUUAAACACGGGGUUCUUUUUGUACCGGUUGGUGUGAAAGAAUCUAAAAACGAAGAGUUAGAAUGGCGCUUAUCAUUUUAUGUUGCAGAAAAACUUCUUAUUUUUCAUUUACACACACACAAUUGCUAUGUUAUGCUCUUUUGAAAAUUGUUCUCAAAGACGUUAUAGCUUUAGACGUAUAUUGCAAAGAAUUACUUUGUUCAUAUUUCAUGAAAACAAUUAUGUUUUGGAUGUCGGAGGAACUACCAUUAUCAAUAUGGAAGCCAGAAAACCUGAUAUCAUGUUUUAUGAGAUGUUUCAGAAGGCUUAUCUAUUAUGUAGAAUACUCGGUUUGUCCGCAUUAUAUCAUUCCUGAGAAUAAUUUAUUUGAGAAUAAGAUAAAAGACCACGCACAGGAAAUGCUUUUUAACAAAUUGAUUUGUCUUAAUAAUUAUGGUUGGCAAUGUAUCUUAAAAUCAGACCAAAUCUCGAUUAACAAUGAACCACGUUGUUUACAUGUCUACAGUGUUAAACACUUAUUAUCUCCGGUUAUUGAUGCGGCAGCCAAUUUACUGUCAAAACGUAAAUUACGAAUGGAAAAAGCCAUACAUUUGGUACUGUCUAUGAAGAGUUCCAAAAUCAAAUACCUUUACACGCACUACAUAUCAAAAUAUUGUCUGAAUGGUCACAACUUACUCCCGUUUGAUGAUAUAUACGGUAAUAAAUCUACUUAUAAGCAAUGCAAAACAUAUACGUGUACUCUGCUACUGAAUACACGUCAUGAUGCUGUAUCUGGAUGGCUGUUGAUAGCUUCGCUUUUCUAUAGGACAAAACAACACAAUAAAGCUCUUGUCAUCCUUCGGUAUUCGCUGUUCAAAUGUACAACAGAAAAAAUUUACACAGACAUGAAUUUGUCUCAUGUUAAUUUUGAACUAUUCAAUUUGAAUGUAUUUAGGAAGAUGCCAAUCGUGCAGAUGGAGAAAUUGUUGUUGCUAAAUCAUGUGGAUUUUUUUCCUCGCUCGACGUUAAUACCGGGUGAAUUACAAAUGGAAGUAGACAGAUCUAACUUUUGUAUACCCCCAGUUAUAUAUGUUCAUUUCCUUUCUGUUCUAUGUCAUUGGCAUCUGAACAAUACAAAAGAUUGUUUUGAUUCUCUCAAAGAUUUACAGUUGACCGUACGAAAGGAAUAUUGAAUGGCGAAUGACUUUCAAAAAGCUAUAUCUUACAAUAUCCUAGGUAUCGCUUUUCAAUUAGUAGGAAACAAAGAAUCAGCGAGAAUAGCAUUCACACAUUCUAUGAAAUUAACAUCAGAUCCAGAUUUAAAUAGUGCGUCAAAGAGAUUGGCAUUGAUUGGAUAAACGUAUGUAUGAUAAUGUCUACAGAGUAAAAUUUCUUUUUUCAAGUGAUUGUCAAGUUUUAUUAAAUCAUUCUGCUUGUUUAAUUUCAGUUUUAUAUUAUCAUAUUUACAAUUAUUGGUAUUUUUUCUUCUAUUCGUCUCUAACAUACUGGUAAGGAAAACAAAUAAUACUAUGUUGAGUUUAUAUGUAUCAAAGUGUCUUGAAGAUUCGUCAGUUGGAAUGAAUGGACAUAACAAAUCUGAACCAACGUUAUUUCAGAUAGUUGGACACUACAAUUCGUCAGUAAAUGAAAGAAAGCCAACGCCGUGAAGAAAAGAAAAAACAAAAUAAAACGGCAAAUAAGAAGAAUAAACACUCGUAUAUUGCCGUUCCCUAUUACUUUGCAUUACAGAUUUCAAAGUCGUAUUAAUUUGGUAUGGGAGUUAAACAAGAAAUGUUCGAAUUUUUUCCUAAUUUGCCAAGUUGUAGUAUAUGUUGUGAAAAAUUCACAAAUAUAAUAAAAUUAUAGGUCAUUGUACUUUUCUUUCAAGUCAGAGGUUGUGAAAAAUAUCCCAUUUUGUAAGGAUUAUACAGGGAAAAUGUAUUAUAAUGAAAAUAGAAGGUAAACUUUGUGAUAGAAUUUUGAAAAAAAAUAUGAGAACAUA
Mytilus californianus (California mussel) is the source of this 2053-nucleotide messenger RNA. RefSeq lists its product as uncharacterized. NCBI's taxonomy places the organism in Eukaryota, Metazoa, Mollusca, Bivalvia, Mytilida, Mytilidae. The coding region runs from base 135 to 1244 and encodes 369 amino acids. The transcript has a single exon. The record is from RefSeq and is a predicted model, not a curated record.